Molecule: messenger RNA, 9664 nt
Organism: Talpa occidentalis (Iberian mole)
Lineage: Eukaryota; Metazoa; Chordata; Mammalia; Eulipotyphla; Talpidae
Gene: SEMA3G
Product: semaphorin 3G
Exons: 16
Coding region: 53-2365 (770 amino acids)
Biological process (GO): neural crest cell migration; axon guidance; negative chemotaxis
Molecular function (GO): chemorepellent activity; semaphorin receptor binding
Source: RefSeq, a predicted model, not a curated record
UGGAGGGUGGCUCCGCUGGCAGCUGGCAGAGUGGUGCCCUAGGCUCCCCAGCAUGGGCCCCUCGGCCUGGGCCAUCUGCUGUCUCCUAGGGGGCCUCCUGAUCCAAGGGGGGCACCCCAGCCCCGGCCCCAGCCCCAGCCCCAGCGUGCCCCGCCUGCGGCUCUCCUACCGAGACCUCCUAUCUGCCAACCGCUCUGCCAUCUUUCUGGGUCCCCGGGGCUCCCUGGACCUUCGAGCCAUGUUCCUGGAUGAGUACCGAGACCGCCUCUUUUUGGGGGGCCGUGACUCUCUCUACUCUCUGCGACUGGACCAGGCAUGGCCAGAUCCCAGGGAGGUCCUGUGGCCGCCACAGCCAGGACAGAGGGAGGAGUGUGUUCGAAAAGGAAGAGAUCCUUUGACGGAGUGCGCCAACUUCGUGAGGGUGCUGCAGCCCCACAACCGGACCCACCUGCUGGCAUGUGGCACUGGGGCCUUCCAGCCUACCUGUGCCCUCAUCACAGUAGGGCACCGUGGGGAGCAUGUGCUCCACCUGGAGCCCAGCAGUGUGGAGGGCGGGCGGGGACGGUGCCCACACGAGCCCAACCGACCCUUCGCCAACACCUUUGUAGGCGGGGAGCUAUACACAGGCCUCACUGCCGACUUCCUGGGGCGAGAGGCCAUGAUCUUCCGGAGUGGGGGUCCCCGGCCUGCCUUGCGAUCCGACUCUGACCAGAACCUCCUGCACGAUCCCCAGUUUGUGAUGGCUGCCCGGAUCCCUGACAACUCGGAUCAGGACGAUGACAAGGUGUACUUCUUCUUCUCGGAGACUAUCCCCUCACCCGGUGGAGGCCCAGGUCAUGUCACCGUCAGCCGCGUGGGCCGUGUCUGCAUGAAUGACGUGGGUGGACAGCGGGUGCUGGUGAACAAGUGGAGCACCUUUCUCAAGGCCAGGCUGGUCUGCUCCGUGCCCGGCCCUGGUGGUGCCGAGACUCACUUUGACCAGUUAGAGGAUGUGUUCCUGCUGUGGCCUAAGGCAGGGAAGAGCCUUGAAGUGUAUGCACUGUUCAGCACAGUCAGUGCCGUGUUCCAAGGCUUUGCGGUCUGCGUGUACCACAUGGAAGACAUCUGGGAGGUCUUCAAGGGGCCCUUUGCCCACCAAGAUGGUCCCCAGCACCAAUGGGGGCCCUAUGGGGGGAAGGUGCCCUUCCCACGUCCUGGUGUGUGCCCCAGCAAGAUGACCGCACAACCAGGCAGACCCUUUGGCAACACCAAGGACUACCCGGAUGAGGUGCUGCAGUUUGCCCGAGCCCACCCACUCAUGUUUAGGCCUGUGCAGCCUCGGGGGGGCCGCCCUGUCCUGGUCAAAACCCACCUAACCCAGCAGCUGCAACAGAUAGUGGUGGACCGAGUGGAGGCAGAAGACGGGACAUACGACGUCAUUUUUCUUGGAACUGACUCAGGCUCCGUGCUCAAGGUCAUUGCCCUCCAGGUCGAGGGCUCAGCUGAGCCAGAGGAGGUGGUUCUGGAGGAGCUCCAGGUGUUUAAGGUGCCAACACCCAUCACUGAAAUGGAGAUCUCCGUCAAAAGGCAAAUGCUUUAUGUGGGUUCAAGGCUGGGUGUGGCCCGGCUGCAGCUGCACCAGUGUGAGACUUAUGGCAGUGCCUGUGCAGAGUGCUGUCUGGCGCGUGACCCAUACUGUGCCUGGGAUGGCUCCUCCUGCACCCGCUACCGGCCUGGCACCAGCAAGCGCAGGUUUCGCCGGCAGGACAUCCGGCAUGGCAACCCUGCACUGCAGUGCCUGGGUCAGAGCCAGGAAGGGCUAGUGGCGACCAGCAAGGUCUACGGCACGGAACACAACAGCACCUUCCUUGAGUGCCUGCCCAAGUCUCCCCAGGCUGCUGUGCGCUGGUUCUUACAGAGGCCAGGGAAGGUGGGGCCCGACCAGGUGAAGACAGAUGAGCGAGUUGUGCAGACAGAGCAGGGGCUGCUGUUCCGAAGACUCAGCCGCCUCGACGCGGGCACCUACAUCUGCACGACGCUUGAGCAUGGCUUCUCCCGGACGGUGGUCCGCCUGGCUCUGGAGGUGAUUGCGGCCACCCAGCUCCACAGUCUGUUUCCCCGCCAGCCUCGGCCAGAGGAGACCCCAGCCCAGGGAGGACUGUCCUCUAGCCCACCCAAGGCAUGGUAUAAGGACAUCCUGCAGCUCAUUGGCUUCGCCAACCUGCCCCGGGUGGAUGAGUACUGUGAACGUGUAUGGUGUUCCUCUCGGAGCCGCGGCAAACAGGCCAAGGGCAAGAGCUGGGCAGGGCUGGAGCUGGGCAAAAAAGUGAAAAGCCGGGUGCAGGUCGAGCGCAAUCGGACACCCCGGGAGGUGGAGGCCACAUAGAAGAGGGUGGAGCCACUUGGCCCCACAGCAACCCCCAGUGUCUCCCACCUACCCAGUUAGAGCAGAGGGGGCCAACAUGUCUGGUUAUCUCUUAGAGAUGGGCGUCUCUGCCCCCACCCCCUAGCAGGCUGCCACAGAAAAGAUGGGGGGCUUGAUGGAGGGGUCCUGUGCCGGAGGUCUGUUCCUGUCCCUCUCUGCACUCUCAGUCCCAGGCUGGUGCCAGCACCCUCUAGCCUGCUGGUAACCCGGUGGGACUGCUAUUUGUUCUCAGAGAUGGCCCUCAGAACACAUUUCCGCUUGUGCCCACAGGGAGAGGGCUGGGUGGUUCUUUCCCAUUUUGCAGAACAAUGGCCAUUCUGAGUGGCCCUCAGAGUGGGUGUGUGGGUGUGUCUGGGGUGGUGUCUGGGCAGGGAGCCUUCAGACAGCCAGGGGAGGGUGAAGUGGCCUCUAAGCACCCAUUAAGAAGACCUACCCCGACUGAGUCAGGUGCUAAGAGGGUAGAACAGCAAGACACCCCUGCCCCUGCCCUAUGCCUGCCUCAUCUCCUGGUGGUUCCCUCACUGCCUCCUACUCUUCUGCAUCUCAGAAUCACUCACAGAAGCACAGACUGCUAGAGCUGCUUGGGAUCUGGAGGUGGUUUGGGCCUCAGUCCUCCUUUAUAAACCAAAAAGGAGGGUCUCAGAGCCUGACUUCCCUUCCCCAGGCCAGCUUUCCUGGGAUGCCCAUACCUCCUGAUGUGUUGCCCCUUCUCCCCAUCAUAAUCUCCAUGCUGAUGGGCAUGGAGAGGGUGGGUUCUAGGAGAAUGUCACUCCACAGAGAUGGGGAGAGGGAAGCUAGACUUGGCAAUGCAAAGGCCCCCAGCCUGGGAAGGUGGGAGGGUGGUAACUGAGAACCAGAAGCAGUUGUGGGCAGGCCAAGGGCAGGCUUUACUCAGUCACAGAGGCUUAUGAGGCUUUUGAGAUGGAGAGCAUGUGGGAGGACUAGGAUGGGCUGUGGGGCCAGUAGCAGGCAUCUCAAGCACUCAAGAUGGCUUCAAUUAGCUCAGGAGCCACAGAGAAAGUCAGAUGUUUUCCACCUUGGAAUUUGGUUCCCCCUAAAUAAGGGUUGGUCAUGUACAAUUUAUGAAACCUUUAUGAAGCCUUCUCUUUUAAGGGAAAAAAAAGGUCUAAGUUCUGUUGCUUUGGGGACUGAGGCUAAGAUGGCCAGGUGCAUUCUGUCUGGCACAUAGGGAGGUGCCUUUGCCAUCGGCAGUAAUGUGUUUCUUGGGCUGGGGAGCACAAAGGGGGAGGGGGAGAAAGAGAACUAAAUGAAAGCUGUUCCCAGCCUGCAUAUGAACAAGUCAGUCACACACAAAACCAACAGGAAGGAGACAAGAGUAUCAGGCUUGAGAUUCCAGCCCCUCCCCAUUUAAAAAAAAAAAAAAAAAAAAAAAAAAGAAGGGAAAAACAAAAAGCAAGAUAGGGCUACUUGCCCCAUUGAACUCACACCCAGAUUGCCUAUGUUAUCUGUCCCUUCCCUGCCCCCCAAAGAGCUGUGAUCUGCAAGAGGCCCUCUUCUCCCCCUUUGAGCAGUAAGUCAAUUCGAAGCACUGAUAUCACCCUGACAGCACUUUCGAUGGCCUCUGGCCAGGGGUUGCUGUGCCUAGGGUGUCGGCAGGGAAAAGCAGAGAAGACAAGGACUGCAAGGCAGAGGCUGGAACAGAAACGGAGGGGAGACAGAGAGUAGGAAGAGAGCGCAAGCCCCCAUGCCAGAACUGCAGCUGCCUCUGCCCUCUAGGUCAGGAAGCCGGGAAGAAACAACCAGGCCGGCAGAGGCCUUUAGGUUGGUCCUAAGUAUGGCUGGCUCCAGGCAGGCUCCUCUGGGGAAAUUGGGGAGGAGAAGGAACUGAAAAUCCUGUACACCUGUACUUGGAAAAUUAAGAACAGCUUCUACCAACCACCCCUAACCACUCUUGUCCCCAUGGUACUAUGUGUCAUUAAUUCUUGGGAAUGCCUCUAUGUGUGAGUUCUAUUUUUGUAUUCUUAAAUUGAGAUGGGCCUUGUGGUUUUGCUGUCUUCAUAGCACACUUCUCCUAAUUACUGUUGUUACUUUUAUUGUCAUGACUGUCUCAGUUCUGGUGAGGCUAGUGCAGGGGUCUACCACAGUCUACAAGGAAAGGGAUGAAGUUCAUAUUUACAUCACAUAAUUAUAUCAUUAUUGUAUCUGUGUAUUUUUUACUAAAUUGAAGGAGACCAUCUGUGUGAGCUGAUGAUGAAGAACUUUCCCUUUCCAUUCCAGGAAGGAGGCCACCCUGGGUGGUGUUUUCUAGAGGGGAGGGAGAUAGGUAUCAGGGGAAGGAAGGAGUCAGAGGCCUUUGUCUAUGAAGCUGAGAUUGCUUAUUAAAUUAGUAAAACCCUGCCCGGAAGACUUCUGAGCCUGACCUUCUGAGAACUUCAGGAGGAUCUUGUGCAAGGGAAAAGUGCUGGCAAAGGGCAGCUGGGCAUGUAGGCAGCCCUGAACUUUUUUUCAGAGUAACACUUGACUUUUGUCACAGCAAUACUUGGCCUGGUGCCUGUUUUCAUCCCAAGCCACAUACCAACAUAUAUUAAGGCCGCUGUGUUCUUGUCUGAGAGAUGGGAGCUGUGCUGUGGGGGCUGCAACUUCUGGGGAGGAGAGGAAGCCCUGGGAGUCUGGCCUCCUGGGUAUGCUGCAGAAGGCACUGCUGACUGUAGCUCCCACUCCCCUGGUGACAUCAUGUCCCAGAAAGAGCAGACUCCACUGGUGCUGGAGGAACAUGAGGAAAAGGCAGGAGUGUUUUAAAGAUGGAAGGGACAUCAUCCCACCGCCCCACGGAGACUAGCCUGUUGCUUGUAUGGGUUCCUCAGCCCAUGUUGUGGAGGAGGUGGACUUAACAGAACAGGUCCAUCACCGGUUCCCUCUUGCAGCCCAGGCUCUGGGGCAAGCCCCUACUUUUGUCCACUGUGCCUGCAACAAACACCCAGGCCUGACAACACCUGGACCCCAGAUGCUUUGUCUCAAGGCACCAUCACCAGUGACUGAGAAGCCUCAUGAGCAUACCCACUGGGCACAGUGGGAAGGCUGUGGGGAUGCAGCCUCCCUCGUGCAUAGUACCUCUGCAGACCCCUCAGGGGUGGACAUAUCCUGACCCCCACAUCCCCUCCUACCUCCCCUCUUGAACCCUAUUUCUUGCCCCAGCAAUUUCACUCUAUCUUCCUCUCCCACCUUUUCCUUUAGGUCUCUUUGGGCCUCUUUCUUAAUUUCUCAAGUUUAAAAUUGGAAAGGGGCUUUGAGUAAGAAAUCAGUCAAGCGUUUUCCAAAAGGUGUCCUGUGGAGAAAUUGUUUCAGGAAAUGUCCCGUCACAAUGGUCUAAUAGAUAAGGGGAUUUUUGCCCCUUUUGUCCCCUUGGAGCAGUGCGCUGCCUGCUUGCACGUCCUGUGAGAAAUCCCUGGGAAGUCUACAGUGAUCGCUCGUCUAUUUGAAUGCCUACUAUGUGCUAUAUAAUUCUCCCAAGAGUUUGGACCUCUACCCCUCUCUGCCCCAAGAGUAGUGAACAUCUCACGUUUCUAAUGUUUUGAAGAGUAUACUUUGGGAAAAUACUGAUCUGAUUAAUCCCUCCCCUUAACACAUGAGAUUAAUGUAUUAAUCUCUGCCUUCUAAACCUGUUAGCUUCAGAGGCAUGACCUCCCAGAUGGAACAGCCACAUUUUGGCUUUCUAGGGCCCAUACUAGAGCAGAACCCAGCACCCCAGGCCUAGGGCUGCCAAGCUGCCAGUCUGCUGACCCUUGGGUCUGGACUCUGUCUUGCUUCUGACUGCCUUCUCUCACACCCAGCCUGCCUCCCAAGCCUACUUCCUUCCCCUGUUGGGCCUAGUCCUCUGUGGAGAGCUAGGCUUCACCUCAAAUCUGAGAUUGUCCUAUAAUUCAAUAGAUAAGUGUCUAAGGAAAGGCAGGGAACAGGGAGAGGGGAGAAUAAGGGAGGAAAACAGCCCUUUUCAUUUUCUUGAAAGACUUCUGUGCUUCCUUUUCACUCAGACAAGUCUAGGUUAGCACCCAGAAACACCUAGGACGAGCAGCAGCCCUCAAAAAAGUGGCCUGUUUGCUGCGAGGCUACUUUCUCUGUGAGCUGACAGGGCCCCCUGGAUACAGCUAGAGCUGGGUGGGCCCCAGAAAACUUGCUCACAUGAUACUACCAAUUCAGCAAACUGAGGCUUUUCCAGUCAGCCACAUUUCUUCUUAGAACAAAGAGACAGUGGCCCCAAAAUAGCCCAAUUUCCAUCUGAGUUAAGGAGCCACCCUAACUUUAUCUAAGUCCUGGUCUACAGGGGCUCCUACAAGGAGGAAGUUCAAUACACACCAACAUCAAAUCCCCAGGGCUCUCUGAGACUAUAAACUUGGACUUGAUGUGAAGGGAAUGAAUGGGUGGGGCUGACUUUGGAUACAAUACCUGAUCAGAGAUUGUUAGUUUCCCGCACCCUGGUCCUUCUUCCGGACUCACCGACACCCCCUCGUGCACAGGAGAUGAGGCAAGGGCAGUUGUAGCCCCGUGCCCACUUCCCACUGCCAGCCCCCACCCAACUUGGCUGGGGGUACCACUGUUGGGCCCUUUUCCCUUACAGGCUGUGUCAUAAUGAAAUCUUUCACUUUCCCUGCUGGAUUUUCAUUAAGGAAACCCCUGGUUCCUUAAUACAGCCUCUAAAAAAAUCAUUCUACACUGACGAUGGGAAGUGAUACACAGUCUCCAGGGAGGCCUUGUAAGGGAUGCUGGCCUUCGUCAUUACAGCAGGCCUCAAGUAGUCAGCUAUUAGAUUACACUUAGGACUCUGCUGAUGAGGGGGCUUGACUUCUUUGCCCAGGGAGGAAGAUGACAGAAUCCUAAUCCAUCCCAACAGGGUGUAUCUCACUGCCAAGAGCAUCCCAUUGGACAGAGAGGGAAGAUCAGGGCAAGGGCACAGUUGUUGCUUGGUGAAGAUUCCAAAGUGAAUCAACACAGGCUUAGAGCACAGUCCAGGUGUCUGCCAUCCAAUGGAGGGGACUGUACCAAGGACACUUGAAGCUUAGACUGGCUUGUUGGGAGGACAAGGAAGGCUCUGUUCUCACAGAUAAAGGUCUCGAAGAACGAUGUGGCAGCCCAGCAAGCUUGCUUUAUAGACAUGACCUCAUCUGUUCAUUCUGCCCCCUCCCCCUGCUGAUAAGAAUCUGGUGCUGUUUCCUGUAGUCCAAGGGUCUCAGACAAUGGUGUGAACGGCUGGCCCGACUGGAAAGGACAUUGUUUAGGGUAGAAAAAACAACCCACCAACACAAAGCCAGGGCAAGACCUGUCUAAAUGUAAGGACCUGUUUACAAAUCCAUGAUUUCCAAGGGGGGGAAACACAAUGGGGAAUUGUUUUUGGUGAGGCUGGUGUCCCUUCCAGAAUACUCCUGGGGGCUGGGGAUAACUUUGAUGGUCCAGACAGUUCUCAGAUGCUCUGAGAGGGAUGAACACUGAUGGCGCAGAUGCCUUCCUGUUUAUCAGGGAUGCAAACAGAACAGGGUCACUAAAAACAAGGGGGUGGAGCUCCUGGGCUUUAUGUCUUCCAUCUGGAUCUCAAGCUGUCACAUUCCUCAGGGAUACCAGGGUAGGAGGGAGUUUGCCAGGGAGAAGUGAGAACAAGCUUUUAUUUUUGUUUUCUAAAAACUGUCACCUACUUGGUUUAUGGCCUUUAUGGCUUGAUUUUUGGAAAAAAAUGUGUAAAGCCCAAGAGUCUUGAAAAUAAGUGAUCACUCUGGAAUGGGGCUCCCUGGCUUAGUUACUAGGGGAGCUUUCUCACAUCUGGGGCCUUCAUGAUGCUGCAGCUCACCUCCAGUCAGCCUGGGAACCCAGGGAGUUGAUACAUUAUCUCUGGGAUCUGGCCUAAUGGAGGUGCUGUUACUCAUAGUAAUGACCUCCCACCCUGCUCACAGGAAGUUAGAACUUUCAAACCAACACCAAGUCCCUAACGUCAGUGUGUGUGUGUAUGUUAGGAAGGGAGGGCAGAACAAGAGAAUCACAGCACCCAUUCCCUUUGGCACUGGAAGCCUCCAUUUUUGGGGUAGGAGGAAGGCCGGGUAUUAGGAGUGCUGCUUUGGGUCUGGAGAGAUUAUGCAGGCAGUCUUGUCUGAGGAUUUGACCUGUGAUGAAAGUGUUACUAGUAACCCUUAUACUGGCUCUAAAUUCAUCAGGAGCACACCUUAUGAAUAAAAUCAAACAUAUAUGCUUAGAACAAAUGAAGAGCAGUAAGUACUGUGCAAUCCCAAAACAGAAGCAAGCUUUUCAUAAACCACUCUCAACUUCCAGGUCUAAGGUAGUUAUAUUCUUCCUCAACAUGGUAACACUGCCCUCUAGUGUUUGAUGGCAACACAACAGGUUUAUGAAUACAGGGUACUAGCAUAUCCAUCAGUUCCAUGGGCGUCAAACUAUCUCUGAAUGUGGUAUCCCAAGUCACACACCAUGAGAGAAAGAAAGGUUAAUAAGAAAGGCAUGUCCUUUCCCUUAAGGGGCCUCCAACCUAGUGGGAGAGACAGUUCCACAACUGUAACACCAGAUGAAGAAUGAUGUGGGCUAUGAGAGGGUUAUAAGCAGAGCCCAGUGAAAGGGCUUAGGGAUGAAGAAGUGGCCUGUAUGCUAGGUUCAGCAAGCAGAGAAUGGAGUAGGGUCCUCUAGACUGUAAACCCCAUGCUCAGCGCCCAGUCUUCCAGGGUAGCCAGGGCAGAGUGCCCAUGGGUGGGGUGUCCUGGGAGAUGCAGCUGUGUGGGGCCACAUUUGUAAAAGGCUUUGGAUGCCAAUCUCAGCGGGAGCCAUCCUAAGUAAAGAGUUACAGAUGUUUUAUGGCAAUUAGAAGAAGGGAAAAGGGUAGAUUUGCUUUGUCAGCAAAGCAAGUGGACACAGGAAGCUUCCAUGCAGAGAAGGAUUUUGCUGCAGGCCUGUGAGACAUAGGGUCUGAGCUGAGCAUCAGCAAUGGAUGGAGAGGAAGGAAGGGCAAGCAAACAUCUGAAUAACAGGGAAGUUGACAGGACAGAGUGGGUGAACAGCAAAGGAAGCAGAGCAUUUUGAGGUUUCUGGCCCUAGUUUAUGGUUCUUACAGAGGUAAGGAUUAAAGGAAGGAAAGCAGGUGCUGUGGGGAAUUUUUAUCUUACAAGUAAUUCUACAUCCAACCCCCUAUGCCAUGAGCUAUUUGUUCUAGAUUCUGAGUUACGAAACAGUAAUUAAUUUUAAUAGACACAUUGUUUGGGGAAACAGGUAUUUAAAAUAUACAAGAUGGGGCCUCCCCGGUGGCACAGCAGU